AUGGGCCACUCUACUCCUAAAUUUCUACUUACUAUCUUCCUGCUGUUCGCAAUUGCCCAAUCAUUGCCUGCAAAUGAUCGUAGGGCCUACAUAAUCCACAUGGACAAAUCAGCAAAGCCAGCAACUUUCUCUACUCACCAUGAUUGGUACAUGUCAACAUUAUUAUCCAUGUCAUCGCCAGAUGGCGACUCUCCAGUCCAUCUCUACUCGUACGAGCAUGUUAUGGAUGGCUUCAGUGCUGUAUUAUCCCAAGAACACCUUGAUGAACUCGAGAAUUUGCCUGGUCAUGUUGCUACUUUUCCGGAAUCAUUUGGUCACCUUCAUACUACGCAUACUCCGAAAUUUCUUGGAUUGAACAGAUACACUGGACUAUGGCCAGCAAGCAAGUUCGGUGACGAUGUUAUCAUUGGGGUUCUUGACACUGGGAUUUGGCCAGAAAGUGAGAGCUUUAAAGAUAAAGGCAUGCCUUCCGUACCAGAGCGCUGGCGGGGCGUAUGCGAAACGGGAACAGAAUUUAAUACUUCCAAUUGCAACAAAAAACUGAUCGGGGCUCGGAAGUUUAGCCAAGGGAUGAAGCAGUACAAGCUAAAUAUAUCAAACACAGAUGACUAUGAUUCACCAAGGGAUUUUAUGGGUCAUGGAACCCAUACAUCAUCAACUGCGGCUGGAAGCCGGGUGCGACGAGCUGAUUAUUUCGGUUAUGCUCAAGGCAGUGCAACAGGAAUUGCACCAUCAGCCAGGAUAGCUAUGUACAAAGUGUUGUUCUAUAGUGAGGAUGUCGAUGCCUAUGAUGCUGCAGCAACUGAUGUCCUUGCUGGAAUGGAUCAAGCCAUUGAAGAUGGCGUGGACAUCAUGUCGUUGUCAUUGGGUUUCUUCGAGACUCCAUUUUUCGAUAACCCAAUAGCCAUCGGAGCAUUUGCAGCCAUGAAGAGAGGGAUUUUUGUUGCCUGUUCAGCAGGAAAUGGAGGUCCACAUGGAUACACCAUGCUCAAUGGAGCACCCUGGAUCACAACAGUUGGCGCCGGAACAGUUGACCGUCAGUUUGCAGCGCAUGUCACCCUUGGAGACGGAGUCGUGACAGUCACCGGACAGUCAUUUUAUCCGGAGAAUUUGUUUGUGUCAAGAGUUCCAGUAUAUUUCGGACAUGGAAACCGUAGCAAGGAACUCUGUGACUUGAAUUCCUUAGAUCAUAAAGAUGUUAAAGACAAGUUUAUCUUCUGCGACCAUGACAACGAACCGUCAGCAUUUCGAAAGGAAACGGAUAGAUACGGUCCCGAUAUUGCUGGAGCUGUUGGAGCUAUCUUCAGCGAGGAUGACGGAGAGUUUGAACAUCCUGACUAUUUUUACCAGCCAAUUGUGAUAGUGAGCACAAAAGAUGGAGACAUGAUCAAGCAAUAUAUACUGAACACAACAAAUGCAACAGUUAGUAUUGAGUUUGGUAAAACUAUACUAGGCACCAAACCAGCUCCAAAAGUUGCCUACUUUUCGUCUAGAGGACCUGACCGGAGAUCCCCAUGGAUUCUUAAGCCGGAUAUAUUGGCUCCCGGUUAUCAUAUUUUAGCAGCAUGGGUUCCGAACAGAGGAUUUGCUCCCAUUCGCGAGGAUGAUUACCUGCAGACUGAUUAUGCUAUUGUCUCCGGCACAUCCAUGUCAUGCCCCCAUACGGCAGGCAUAGCUGCAUUGCUCAAAGCCACCCACCGUGACUGGAGCCCGGCAGCAAUUCGAUCUGCAAUGAUGACUACCGCUUACAUCAAGGACAAUACAAACGGUGUUAUCAUUGAUAUGACUACAGGAGUUGCUGGCACACCACUUGAUUUCGGAGCAGGACAUGUGGAUCCUAACAAAGCCAUGGAUCCUGGUCUAGUGUAUGACAUUCAAGUGGAAGAUUACAUCAAUUACUUGUGUGCAGUGAACUACACAAGUCAGCAGAUUCAAAUCAUAGUAGGAACAUCAAAUUUUACUUGUGGAUAUGCAAGUUUCGAUCUCAACUAUCCGUCUUUCAUGCUUAUCUUGAACAACACGAAUACAACUGCCUCCACAUUCAAGAGGGUGCUGACGAAUGUAGCAGAUACUGCCUCCGUUUAUAAUGCGGUGGUGGAAACUCCUUCAGGCAUGAAAGCCGUUGUACAACCAUCGACCAUCUCCUUUUCCGGAAAAUAUAGCACUGCGGAAUUUGACCUGACAGUAGAAGUCAGUUUACAAGGUGAUAGUGUGGCUCCAGAGAGUGAUUAUUUUGGGAAUUAUGGAUUCUUGUGGUGGUAUGAAGUUAAUGGGACGCAUGUGGUUAGAAGUCCCAUUGUCUCUGCAAUUGCAUCUGCCAAAGGACCCUAAAGAAUCUUUUGGGUCAGUUUUAUGCAGUUAGUGAACUAUAUGCUUUUUACAGAAUGGUUAUAAUCAUUUUAUUUGUACGUUUUGAUAAAUGAACAUUCAUUUUUACAUCAACGGGUGACUAGCAAUUCAGGCCAAAAAUUGCUUAUGUGGUAACGAACACGUUGGAUAACAACAUAAACUUCCGUUGCCACAAGCAAUUUUUGACCUAAAUUGCUUUAGUAAUUGGCGUUGGUGUAAAAUGUUAGUUCGAUUACCAAAAUAUAACAAACGAAAUGAUGGUAACCGUGUUGUAAAAGGCCUAUAGUUCAUUAACUGCAAAAAGAAUUAACCCGAAUCCUUUCAUAGCUUGCGAAUUAACUACCUUUAAUUUCAGAUAAAUAAAAUGGAUGAAAUGAUGACUGUAUAUCAACAUUGCUGUUGGCACUAAAGAGAUUCAACACCCCAAGGGAACUGUUGAAUUUCUUCCGCUCACUUCAAAUAAAGAAAAACUCAGUUUAUAAGAGUUCAAUUCUUCUGGCAAUAAGAAAUUCCAACUUCUCGAA
Mercurialis annua (annual mercury) is the source of this 2873-nucleotide messenger RNA. Its product is annotated as subtilisin-like protease SBT3. Gene Ontology annotation, molecular function: serine-type endopeptidase activity. NCBI's taxonomy places the organism in Eukaryota, Viridiplantae, Streptophyta, Magnoliopsida, Malpighiales, Euphorbiaceae. Gene Ontology annotation, biological process: proteolysis. The coding region runs from base 1 to 2331 and encodes 776 amino acids. The transcript has a single exon. The record is from RefSeq and is a predicted model, not a curated record.